Aedes albopictus (Asian tiger mosquito) is the source of this 1319-nucleotide messenger RNA. RefSeq names its product cell division cycle protein 20 homolog. The record is from RefSeq and is a predicted model, not a curated record. Lineage: Eukaryota; Metazoa; Arthropoda; Insecta; Diptera; Culicidae. Gene Ontology annotation, molecular function: anaphase-promoting complex binding; ubiquitin ligase activator activity; protein binding. Bases 1 to 1086 code for a protein of 361 amino acids. Gene Ontology annotation, cellular component: anaphase-promoting complex. The transcript is spliced from 2 exons. Gene Ontology annotation, biological process: positive regulation of ubiquitin protein ligase activity; anaphase-promoting complex-dependent catabolic process; positive regulation of anaphase-promoting complex-dependent catabolic process.
AUGUUGUGGGUGAAACGACUCCUCGGUGAUCUCGGAGAGGAGCAGCAAGAUCCGGUAUUGUACGAGGACAACCAAAGCGCGUUGAAGAUGUUGGACGUCGGUAAGUUCAGCAACAGAACGAAGCACAUCGCUACCAAAUACCAUUUCGUGCGGGACAUCAAGACAUCUGGUGAGAUCUGUUUCGUUUAUUGCCCGACGAAGGACAUGGUUGCUGAUUUGCUGACGAAACCCAUCGGAGGAACCAGAUUGAUAACGCUGACCUUUUUUGCAAUCAUUUUCUACGUACAGGAAGGGCACAUCCUAGCCGUGGGAACGUCUACGGGCACGGUGGAACUGUGGGACUGCGAGCAGAUGAAGCGCCUCCGAAUAAUGGACGGCCAUUCCGGUCGGGUGGGAGUCCUGGCUUGGAAUUCCUAUGUGGUAUGCUCGGGAAGCAGGGACGGAACGAUCGUGAACCACGAUGUCCGGUCGCGGGAUCACAACGUGGCCACACUGCGGGGUCACAGUCAGGAGGUUUGUGGCCUGAAGUGGUCCUCGGAUGGUAAGCACCUGGCUAGCGGAGGAAACGAUAAUUUGGUGAACGUGUGGAGUACAGCGAACGGAGCUCCCCACACGACGACGGAUCCACUGUAUGCCUUCAACCAGCACCAGGCCGCUGUUCGAGCGCUGGCAUGGUGUCCCUGGCAGCCGAACACAUUGGCCACUGGCGGCGGUACAGCGGACAGGUGUAUCAAGUUCUGGAACGUCAGCAACGGUCAGCUCCUGAACUCGGUCGAUACCAAAUCGCAGGUGUGUGGACUACUGUUCUCACAGAACUACAAGGAACUGAUUUCGGCCCAUGGCUACGUGAACAACCAGCUGACGAUAUGGAAGUAUCCCUCGAUGAACAAGCAGAUUGACCUGAUGGGUCACACCGGACGAGUGCUGCAGAUUGCAAUGUCCCCCGACGGUAGCACCGUGAUGAGCGCCGGAGCCGACGAAACGCUACGACUGUGGAAAUGCUUCCAGCCGGAUCCGCUGCUCAGCAAGAAGGAGAAAACCGUAACCCGGGAGAAACCGAGUCUGCUGAAGCAGAGCAUUCGGUGAUUGAUUUUUAAGUGAUUUUGCACUUUUUUGUCUUUUAGUUCUUUUGUGUAGGUUGUUCUUGUAGCUUGUAUAACAUUUUUUUAUUUUAUUUUUUGUAGCACAUUUUGAUAUUUCGCCAUAAUUGUUGCAUCGUGAAUAUGACUAGAUUGUUUCUUUUCGAAAUACAUUGAUAGCUUCAAAGACUGCUAAUAAAAUAGAAAAUACCAAUUAAAUGACUGGGAAGAUAUUUUUUU